Messenger RNA from Musca vetustissima, 890 nucleotides. It is a transcript of the gene Fsn, whose product is annotated as F-box/SPRY domain-containing protein 1. The record is from RefSeq and is a predicted model, not a curated record. The coding region runs from base 32 to 799 and encodes 255 amino acids. Gene Ontology annotation, biological process: synapse assembly involved in innervation; proteasome-mediated ubiquitin-dependent protein catabolic process. Gene Ontology annotation, molecular function: protein binding. The transcript is spliced from 4 exons. Gene Ontology annotation, cellular component: synapse; SCF ubiquitin ligase complex. Lineage: Eukaryota; Metazoa; Arthropoda; Insecta; Diptera; Muscidae.
UGCUGCAUUGUUGUCUACAACCGACAUCAUCAUGGUCGACCUUAUAUCGUCCAUGAUCAAUCACAAUGUCCUCGAAGUGAUAUUCUCCUAUUUGGAUUUAAGUGAUCUAAGGAAUUGUGCACUGGUCUGUCGCAGUUGGAAACAUUUUCUGGACGAUGAAAACAGUGAUGUUUGGCGCUCGCAUUGCAUUCGAAAGUUACCCGAAGAAGCCUUGAAAUCCGAUUUAAUGUCAUCGGUGCCCACAUAUAAAAUGAAAUUGCGAGCCUAUUAUCAUGCCUGGAAUCCAAAUGAUUGUUCGCGAAAUGUAUAUAUUAAACCGAAUGGUUUUACGUUACACAGAAAUCCCGUUGCUCAAAGUACCGAUGCAGCGCGAGGUAAACAGGGUUUUCGUCAAGGACGUCACACCUGGGAAGUGAUAUGGGAGGGACCAUUGGGUACGGUAGCUGUUGUCGGUAUAUCAACAAAAGAGGCGGCACUACAAUGCCAUGGUUAUGUGGCCUUAUUGGGAUCGGAUGAUCAAAGUUGGGGUUGGAAUUUAGUUGAAAAUCAUUUGUUACAUAAUGGCGAUGUACAAGGCAGUUAUCCAUUAUUAAAUAAUGCACCCAAAUAUCAGGUGGGUGAACGAAUACGUGUAAUAUUAGACUGCGAUGAAAAUACAUUAUCGUUUGAAAAAAAUUAUGAAUUUUUAGGAGUUGCAUUUAGAGGACUACCGGGUAAAAAAUUAUACCCCACGGUAUCAGCGGUUUAUGGCAAUACGGAGGUCUCUAUGGUUUACCUGGGGCCACCAUUAGAUGGUUAAAUAAUUAUUGAUUUUUAUUUUUUUGUUUAGUUAUUAAGUUUAUAAAGCAAUUUUUUUAAAAACAAAAAAAUUAAAAAAAUGAGACAUUCUA